This is a messenger RNA of Oryzias latipes (Japanese medaka), 833 nucleotides long. It is a transcript of the gene nme5, whose product is annotated as NME/NM23 family member 5. NCBI's taxonomy places the organism in Eukaryota, Metazoa, Chordata, Actinopteri, Beloniformes, Adrianichthyidae. The record is from RefSeq and is a predicted model, not a curated record. Gene Ontology annotation, molecular function: nucleoside diphosphate kinase activity. Gene Ontology annotation, cellular component: cilium. Gene Ontology annotation, biological process: CTP biosynthetic process; cilium movement; negative regulation of oxidative stress-induced intrinsic apoptotic signaling pathway.
GCUCCCGUACUUGUGAAAUGGUAGCGUAGCAACCAAAACAGCGCAGGGGUAUUGAAUUGGUGGGACGAGGAGGACUUCUUGUCGUUCCUAUAAAAAUCAGUUUUACUUUGCGUGAGACAGAGAUGGAACUUACGCAUUUAGGCGAUCAAAUUCGUGUAGAACGAACACUGGCGAUCAUAAAGCCAGAUAUCUAUGAAAAAGCCGAGAAGAUCGAAGGUUUCAUCCUUCAGUCGGGCCUCACAAUCCUGCAGAAGCGAAGGCUGCAGCUGAGUCAAGAGCAGUGCAGUGACUUCUACUCAGACUGCAGCGGAAAACCUUUCUUUCCGAGCUUGAUGGCUUACAUGAGCUCCGGCCCGAUCGUUGCCAUGGUGCUGGCUUGUGAGGAUGCUGUCACACGCUGGAAGUCCAUCAUUGGUCCUGCCAGCAUCACAAACGCCAAAGAAAGUCAGCCAGAGUGUCUUAGAGCGAAAUAUGGAACUUCUGACCUGAAAAAUGCUCUUCACGGCAGUGAGUCCUUUCAAGAAGCUGUGAGGGAGAUUAAAUUCAUGUUCCCAAACUCUUUCAUUGAGCCUUCCCCUUCAAAGCAUGAAACCAAGGAAUACCUGAGCAGGUGUCUGAAGCCGGUUUUGCUUCGUGGACUCACAGAGCUUUGUAAAGAAAAGCCCCUCAAUCCUGUUAUUUGGCUUGCUGACUGGCUGCUGCAAAACAAUCCGAAUCAGCCUCAAACAUAUUUCUAACUCUUGGAUGAUAUCAAAAUAAAAGACUCAGGAAGUUCCAGAUGUAUUCAAUUUAUGUACCACUUUCUAUGAAUAAACACACAACUUUCAGCUGUG